AUGUGACGCCGCCAGACGUACCAUGGCCGCAACGCGGCAAGCACGCAGCACCCCGGCACAGCCGCUGCUGCUGUUGCUGCUGCUGCUGGCGGAUUCAGUGACAGCGGAAGGAGAUCCCCGGUUGGUGAGCACCCGCCAGGGUGCCGCGCGCGGCGUCCACAAAGAGUCCAGCAGUGGUCGCCGCUUCCUGGCCUUCUACAACCUGCCAUACGCCAAGCCGCCAGUGGGACCUCUAAGAUUUAGGAAUCCUCAGCCUCCAGAUUCCUGGAUAAAUAUUCGCGAUGCAACAGUGCCAGGGCCACAGUGCACCCAGAAUGCAUUGUUCGAUCCGUCAAUUCCUCCAGCUGGAAGCGAGGAUUGCCUUUAUCUCAAUGUCUUCACACCAGAGGUGAAUCCAAGCAGGCGGCUGCCAGUGAUGUUCUGGAUCCACGGAGGCGGCUGGAUCUCAGGAGGCGCCAACUGGGUUGAACCCAAUUUUAUUCUCGACCACGAUGUUGUGAUGGUUGCUAUUAAUUACCGGCUCGGCCCACUGGGUCUCUUGAGCACGGAGGACGAGGCCUCUCCAGGGAACUACGCCCUAAAGGACCAGGUGGCAGCCCUGAGGUGGGUCAAGGACAACAUCGCGGCGUUUGGCGGCGACCCCGGCAACGUGACCAUCUUCGGACAGAGCGCGGGAGGCGCGAGCGUGCACUACCACAUGCUGUCGCCUCUUUCCAGAGGCCUAUUCCAUCGUGCUAUAUCCCAGAGUGGUGUGGCAGUAGCACCGUGGGCACUGCCCACGCCAGGCGCAGCAGAAAAGGCACGAAGGGUGGCAGCCCUGCUGGGAUGUCCCACGGCGCCGAGUCCAGCGCUGGUAGACUGCCUCAGGGGCGUCGACGCUUACAAGCUCAUUGAGACCGAAAAACACUUUUUGGAAUGGCGAUUCAGUCCCCUAAUGCCACUUCGACCAGUGGUGGAAGGCGAGGGAAAGGACACAUUCCUGGUUAAGCACCCCGUGCAUCUCGAUCUUCUUACGCCUGUCCCAUGGCUUAUAGGAGUCACUAAGGAUGAGUGAUGCGUGUUCGUAGCAGCUUUUGUUUCAAACGAGACAUUAUUUCAAGAACUAAAGAACAAGAGUGACAGACUGUUUCCCAUGACAUUACUGUACCACACGUCCUUAAAUGCAGAUCUGAUCACUAAGAAGAUACGGGAAUUCUACUUCCCUUCUAAGGAGUUCACACUCAGCACCCUGAGUGAUCUAUACUCUGAUGGUUUAGUUAACUGGAACACAGAUGAAAUGGUUAGGAAGCACAAGGACACGGUACCUAUGUACUACUAUUUACUGUCGUACAAAGGGAAAUAUAGUAUGUCGAAAAAACUCGGAGGUGAAGAUGAAGAUCUAGGUGUUUGUCAUACAGAUGAUUUGUUCUACUUGUUUUCGAACAACAGUUACUCUCCCGUAAGUGGUGAGAGACCUGAUAAGGAUAUGCAGAUAGCAAGAACGAUGACCAAACUAUGGGUAAACUUCGCUACAACGGGGAAUCCAACGCCUAAUGAUGAGCCACUACCCUGGCCGAGAGUAGCUUCUGACAGUGAGCUGGAAUACCUGGAAAUAGGCUCUAAGCUGGAAAUGAAGAAGGGGCUGUUCCAGGAGCGAGUGAACUUCUGGAAGUCGCUGCCUCUUAGGGAGGAAGUUCUCAACCGUGUGACUAAGGAAGACCUGUGAAACGGACGAUAGUGAUAAGUUAAUCUAAGUGUUUGAAGACAGCAUUUUAAUGCAACUUGAUAUGUAUUAUGUGACUGUUCCGGAUUUCAUAUACCUGUUGAUCUGCAAACAAAUAUUUCAUUCCUAAUUCGCCUUUCCGUUCCUUAGAAAAUACUGUGUUUUAUGGCAAUGAACUAAACUGAAGAAAUAUUCUAAUGUACAGAACUGUUUCUUAUGUAUCUUCAGGCAGGCAAUAAAUGUUUAUUCCAGACA
Schistocerca americana (American grasshopper) is the source of this 1957-nucleotide messenger RNA. Its product is annotated as venom carboxylesterase-6-like. The transcript is spliced from 10 exons. Bases 23 to 1054 code for a protein of 343 amino acids. The record is from RefSeq and is a predicted model, not a curated record. Lineage: Eukaryota; Metazoa; Arthropoda; Insecta; Orthoptera; Acrididae.